Messenger RNA from Corythoichthys intestinalis (scribbled pipefish), 9378 nucleotides. Its product is annotated as E3 SUMO-protein ligase RanBP2-like. Gene Ontology annotation, biological process: NLS-bearing protein import into nucleus; protein peptidyl-prolyl isomerization. NCBI's taxonomy places the organism in Eukaryota, Metazoa, Chordata, Actinopteri, Syngnathiformes, Syngnathidae. The transcript is spliced from 29 exons. Bases 150 to 8963 code for a protein of 2937 amino acids. Gene Ontology annotation, cellular component: nuclear pore; cytoplasm. Gene Ontology annotation, molecular function: protein binding; GTPase activator activity; peptidyl-prolyl cis-trans isomerase activity. The record is from RefSeq and is a predicted model, not a curated record.
UCCACUGACGUUAGCAAGCCUGCGCAAUAAUAUCACGAGCGGGUUAUGUGACGGCGUGACCACCCCUCGAAUGUCCACCUUUAUCAUUAGUGACGAAUUAUAUUCUAUGCAACGUAACCAACAGCUUUUGUGUCCUUUACACAAGAGACAUGCGUCGAAGUAAGACUGAAGUGGAUCGGUACGUCGACUCCGUCCAGACGUCCUCGCCCUCACUCAAAGAGAGGCCUAUCAAAGGAUUUUUAUUUGCUAAACUAUAUUUUGAGGCAAAGGAGUUUGAGCUAGCUAAAAGACAUGUAUCAGAAUAUCUCAAAAUCCAGGAGCGGGAUCCCAAAGCGCACAAAUUCUUGGGACAGCUGUAUGAAAGAGAGGGAGACGUCAACAAGGCGGUAGCAUGUUACAAGCGAUCUGUGGACUUGAACCCAGUCCAGAGAGACUUGGUGUUGAAGGUGGCUGAGCUAUUGGUCGGCAAAGAGGAAAACGACAGCAGGGCAGAGUUUUGGGUGGACAAGGCUGCCAAGUUGUUGCCUGGGAACCCAGCAGUGUUCACCCUGAAGGAGCGUCUAUUGAGUCGUCAAGGUCAGCAGGGAUGGAACCAACUCUUUGACCUCCUUCAGGCUGAGCUGACUGCACGGCCAGGGGAUGCGCAUGUCAACGUGAAGCUCGUCCAGCUAUUUUGUCAGGACGGUCGACUGGAAGCGGCUGUUAAGCACUGCUUGGCUACUGAGAGAAGGGGCUUGCUGCGCCACAGCCUGGAAUGGUUCACUGUAGUGGUGCGCACGCUUGAGGACUACCUGACUCAACCCAGCGUGUCCAGCAAUGAUAAGAUGUGUCGACGCCUUCAAAGAGAGCUUCUCUUGGCGCACUGCAGCCUUGUGAGAAUCACGCUUUCUGGCAACUCCUUACAGGCGUGCCUCGAUGCCUUCACAUGUUUUGAUCACACUAUGCAGAAGAUGAGCGGUGUUGCCGGCCAGCACACAGACGAUCUUUGCGAGGUGUUUUUGGAGAUGCGAGCUCACCUCUACCUGCACGCCGGCACGCUGCUCUUGAAGCUGGCCCAGGAACGCCAGCAAACAUGGAGGGCAGUUAUUGACCUGGUGGCACUCUGCUAUUUGCUGGCCCUGCAGGUUCCCAGACCAAAACCAAAGGUGACCAAGAGAGAUCAGUCUGCUCCACAGCUUCUUGAGCUGCUAGCUAAUGACAGACAGAGUCAAGCAGGCCACAUGUUGCUCAAUCUCAGCGCUGAUGCAUGCAGCUUGAUAAGAGAGGUGGUGGAGGCAUUUGGGAACCGCAGCGGUCAGGACUCUUUAGUUGAACUACUGUUUGGACCACAGUUCUCUACUGGAUCUUCUUUCAUUGCCAAUGAUAACAUCCGUUCCAUUAGCGCACAAGCUCCAGAAAUCUCUCAGCUUGCCAAGUGGGAUGCAGGUUCUAUCUUGUUGUAUUGUGGUGACUUGCAACACCUGAGCUGGUUAGGGUUGCAGUGGGCCCUCUUAGCCCAAAGACCCUCCUUACGAGCCUGGCUGCAGCAACUUUUUCCCCGGCUCAACCUUGAAACUUCUAAACUGGACACAAAUGCACCAGAGUCCAUCUGUCUUCUGGAUUUGGAGGUAUUUUUACAUGGUGUAGUGUUCUGCAGCCAUUGUCAGCUGCAAGAGACGGCGAAACUCAACAGUGGAAUAAACCAGCAACAACAACAACUCUAUGAGCCUCGCUGCCUCCCGCUUCCUCUAAUUCGCCUCUUGACCACAGAGAGACAGAGAGAGUGGUGGGAUGCCAUCUAUAGCCUCAUUAACAAACUUGCAGCCCCCGGCAUGUCUGCUAAACUGCGAAUGAUAGUACAACAUGGACUGACCACAUUGCGAGCCAGAGAGAAACACGGGCUGCAUCCAGCACUGGCUAUCUACUGGGCACAGUGUCUCAGUCAGACCGGCGAUGGCGUGAACUCCUAUUAUGACCAGAAGGAGUACAUCAGCCGCAGUGUUCACUACUGGAAAGUCGUUCUUCCGUUGUUGGACAAGAUAAAAAACAGGCGAAGCAUACCAGAACCCCUUGACCCUCUUUACAUACAUUUUCCAUCCAAAGAUGUUCAGAUCUCCUCUGUGAAGGGCUUAGAGGAAGAGGCCAAAAUUGCAUAUGCAUCUCUUCUUGACAUUGAAGGCAAGACAGAAGAGGCCAUUGCAACUUUGGAAUCAAUCAAUAACAUGUCUUCUAUCUGGCAUUUGGCUCAGAUAUACCAACGGCUCUCUGAAGAGGCCAGCAACGGGGUUGAAGAAACACAGGAUAGGUGCAUCACUUUCCUGAAGAAAUUCAGGGUUUACCUCUCAAAGAUCUACAAUGCCAAUGCAGAUGAAGUGGAAAAACUUCCAGUAACCAUGGAGGAAAUUGUGGACCUUCUAAAUGAGGUGAACCAGCAACUUGGUGAUAGUGGAGAUGAUGAUGACGAGGAGAAGAAUAAUGGUCGUAUUGGACCACUCCAUUCAAGCCCCGCGUAUCCUGCAGAUAUCAGUGCGACAAUCUCCCACCUCAAGUUUUCGUCUCCCUCACCUAACAAAAGCAUUGUCUCUCCUUCCAAAAGACACCUGAUUUCUCCUAAAACACCACCCCACUGGGUGGAGGACCAGAAAAGUCUUCUCCAAAUGCUGUGUCAGCAAGUUGAAGCCCUUAAGAAUGAGGUCCAUGACUUGAGACAGAAUUCUUCAGCUAAAGUGAGCUCCCCCCAUCACAAGAUGUAUCAUGAGAGUUAUGGCGCUGAGGGGCUACAAGAGUCUUUCACUCCUAUGCAGUCCUACCAUGGGGCCCCCCUUACAGUUUCCACUACAGGUCCUUCAGGAUACUACAAUCAGUCUCCAGCAUACAACUCUCAGUAUCUCCUGCGCACAGCUGCAAACGCAACCCCCACAAAGGGUCCAAUGUACGGUAUGAACCGAAUGCCACCGCAGCAGCAUAUGUACGCUUAUCAGCCACCGACCCAUACUCCACCAAUGCAAAGCGCCUCUUCCUGUGUGUAUCCUCCUCAAGAACAGAACUUUGCUGCCCCUCUUCGAUUUGAAUCGCAAGCAACCAGCCUCCUGUCCCCAUAUAGUGAUGAAUAUUAUGGACAGAGUGUUACUCACCAAACUACAAACCCCCCUCUUCCAGAACCCGGUUAUUUCACCAAACCAUCUAUAAACUCUGCUCAGCCACCAAAGAACAUUGACGGGAAAACAAUGGAUCUUGGAAAGCUUUCCUUUAACCAGCAGGCACCUCCUGAAGUACCCAAAGUCCCUAGAUUUGGAGCAAGCACAGUUUCCCAGUCAACACCGCCAGCUGCCUUUAAAUUCAACUCCAACUUUAAAUCAAACGAUGGAGAUUUCACUUUCUCAGCAUCCCAAACAAAGCACAGUGAAAGUUUGCUCGGCCUUCUUACAUCAGAUCUCCCAACUAAAACCGAUACUUUACCGGAGAAGCCAGCUCCUCAAGAGAAAACAAACCAAACAAAUAUUUUUACUUUUGGCAAUAAAAAUUCAUCCGGCUUCUCAUUUGCCAAUACAGCACAAAGCACAGGUCCUUUGGGUCUGUUUGGAAAAGUGGAGCAACCAUUUAAAUUUGGAGAUGUUACCAAACCAUCAUUUGGUAUUGCCAAGUCUGUACCAGAAGAUGAAAACGCAGCAGAUAGUGACAAUGAUAGCACACAUGCUGAAGAGGAAGAGGAGGAGGAAGAGGAUGAUGAUGGACCUCACUUUGAACCCAUUGUACCCCUUCCCGAGAAGGUUGAUGUGAGAACAGGGGAGGAAGAUGAAGAGGAGUUGUAUUGCAAUCGAGCGAAGCUGUAUAGAUUUGACACAGAGACAAAAGAGUGGAAGGAACGGGGCAUUGGCAAUGUUAAAAUCCUAAAACACACCACUACGGCAAAGGUUCGACUGUUAAUGAGACGUGAGCAGGUCCUCAAGGUAUGUGCUAAUCACUACUUAACCACUGAUAUGAAACUAAAAUCAAAUGCUGGUUCUGAUAAAUCUUGGGUUUGGAAUGCCGUUGAUUAUGCAGAUGAAACUGCAAAGCCUGAGCAACUAGCCAUUCGCUUCAAAACAGCCGAUGAGGCGUUGUUGUUUAAGAGUAAGUUUGAAGAAGCUCAAAGCAUUGUGGUGAGUUCAAAAGAGAAACAAGAUGAGAAGAAAGCUGACAGCCCGACACCCUCUAAACCAUUUGAAAGUUUGAAAGCAAAGUUUGGUUUAAAAGAAGGUGAAUGGGAUUGUGCAGCAUGCUAUGUGCGAAAUAAGUCAAAGGAUGUCCGCUGCGUUUCUUGUCAAAGCGCCAAUCCCAAUUCCUCUACGACAUCAGAUGUAGGGGCUGAAAAUGAAACGAAAGGUAGUCCCUUUUCUUUCAAAUUUGGGACAAGUGACACUUUCAAAUUUGGGACAAGUGACUCGAAAACCAGCAGUUCUAGCUCCACCUUUCCUGGAUUUAGUGCUUUUGGAACUUCAUCCCCUUCAUCUUUUACGUUUGGCACAAGUUCUGUUAAAGUUGCUGACACUACAGUAAAGCAAAGUGAGUCUGCAAGCAAGAAUUCGGAAUCUGUUGUGAGUCCUGAUUUUGGCACGCAAUUCACAAAGAAACCAGAUCAGUGGGAGUGCGGUAAAUGUAAUGUAAGAAAUGAAGCUGAUGCGGCGAAUUGUAUUUCCUGUACAAAUCCCAAACUUGGCACUAAAUCAAAAGAGGGAGCUCCCGUUGUAAGUUUAUCUACGGUACCAGUUUCAGGUUUAGCAACAAAAGAUGGUCAGACGGGUAAAUCAACUUUACAAGCCCUCUUCUCUAAGAAAGAUGGUCAAUGGGAUUGUGACACCUGCUCGGUGAGAAAUGACUCUGCCAGCACUAAAUGUGUAGCCUGCCAGACGCCAAAUCCCAAUGCGAAAAGUACAAGUAGUUCUACGUCAUCAGCCUCCCCCUCUACCUUCAGCUUUGGAGUGAAGUCUUCAUCAGGCCAACCGACUGGAACUGGUUUCACUACGCCUUUUGGAGCUAGUAGUUCAUUUCAGUUUGGCCAAAAAACUGAAACUUCUGCUGCGUCUUUUAAGUUUGAAGCUCCCCAGUCUGCUCCAACUGCAACAAGCUCUUCUGGAUUUUCGUUCUCAAUGCCCAUGCCUUCAGGUGGCUUUACGUUUGGAAUUCCUGCAAAAGAUGAAACUGCUAUCUCAACUCCAACUGACCAGUUGGCCACAGGUUCAGCCUCCGGCUUUCUUAAAAGCAUUGCUGAUAAACACAAAGUGAAGCAAAAUGAUUUGACUCCCCUAGAAGUCAAUCAAGAGCUUGAGUCAAAUCCGUUAAUAUCUGGGAAAACAAAUGCCUUUAGUUUUGCAGACCUGGCAAAGUCAUCUGCUGGAGACUUUCAAUUUGGCCAGAAGGACCCAGGUUUUAAAGGUUUCUCUGGUGCUGGAGAGCAGGUCUUCUCAUCAACGCCCAUCAAGACAAACACCACAAAUGAGCAAGGGGAAGAUGAUAUGUAUAAAACUGAAGAAAAUGAUGAUAUCCAGUUUGAACCAGUGGUUCAAAUGCCUGAGAAAGUGGAGCUCGUCACAGGGGAGGAGGAUGAGGAGGUUCUAUAUUCCCAGCGUGUGAAACUCUUCCGAUUUGAUGCAAACGCAAGUCAGUGGAAAGAACGGGGGGUGGGAAUCCUGAAAUUAUUGAAAAAUAACUCAAAUGGCAGACUUAGGGUUCUGAUGAGAAGAGAGCAAGUUCUAAAGGUGUGUGCCAACCACUGGAUCACUACCACCAUGAAUCUCAAACCUCUUGCAGGCUCCGAUAGGUCAUGGAUCUGGAUGGCCAAUGAUUUCUCCGAUGGCGAUGCCAAACCUGAGCAGUUGGCCGCUAAGUUUAAAACUCCAGAACUCGCUGAGGAAUUCAAGGCUAAGUUUGAAGAAUGUCAGAGACUUCUCUUGGACAUCCCCCUGCAAACUCCACACAAACUGGUUGACACGGGCAAAACUGCACAUCUGAUUCAAAAGGCUGAAGAAAUGAAGUCUGGUUUGAAAGAAAUGAAAUCUUUUUUAACAGAUGAAAAAACUAAAAUCAGUGACGACGACAGUCAGCUUGCAUCUGCUAAAGUCAAAACAAUCUCAAAGUUAUUAAUCAAGCCCCACAACGAAACUACUGGCCCUACCUUAGAGUGGGAUAAUUAUGACCUAAGAGAAGAGGCUUUGGAAGACUCUGUUGAUUCAACAGUGUAUGCUGCUCCACUUGCCAACAGCCCACUAAGAAAGAAUCUUUUCCGCUUUGGGGAGUCCAUGGGUGGCUUCAGUUUCAGCUUCCAACCUGGCAUAAGCCCUGCUAAGUCUCCUACUAAGCUUAACCGUAGCCAAUCCUCAGUAGGCACAGACGAUGAGCAAGAUGUGACCCAGGACGAGGAGAGGGAUGGUCUGUACUUUGAGCCUGUUGUUCCUCUGCCUGACCUGGUAGAGAUUUCCACAGGUGAAGAAAAUGAACAAGCAGUCUUCUGUCACAGAGCCAAACUGUAUCGGUACGAUAAAGAAACGAGUCAGUGGAAGGAGAGAGGAAUUGGAGAGCUCAAAAUAUCCCAAAAUUAUAGCACAAAACGGGUGAGGUUAAUUAUGAGGCGAGACCAGGUACUCAAGAUCUGUGCUAACCAAUGGAUUACAGCAGCCAUGAAGCUAGAACCAAUGAAGGGUGCAGAGAAAGCUUGGGUGUGGAGUGCACUGGACUUUGCAGAAGAAGGCGAGGGUAAAGUAGAGCAGCUGGCUGUGAGGUUCAAAUUGCAGGAAACUGCAAACACAUUUAAGCAGGUCUUUGAUGAGGCCAAAAUUGCGCAGGAGAAACUGGAACUGAUGACCCCUGUGACAACCGUCAUUUCUCAGGACAGUGGAGACUCUUCAAAAACUGCUUCAACUGUCUGUGGAAAAGCGGCAAUUGCUGUGUUGGAGGAGACCACAAAGGAACGUACGGAACUUUUCAUGGAUAGUAAAUCACCCGGGUCUCACGGUGCAGUCAAGCCUGCCCAGUCAGUGAUGUCGCCCCCCAAGUUUGUGUUCAGCUCUGACAGUCUUCAGAAGAUAUUUGGCAGUCCAAAAGCUAACUCUGACAGUGGUGACUGUGAAACCAUUCUGAAAGCUAAAGAUUCUCCACAGCCUAAUAUGGGCUCUUCUGUACCACCGGCAUUCAAAAUUCCACAGAAAGGACUGAACAGUAGUGGGUCAGAUGAGGAUUCGGAGGUGGAGAUAGUGUAUGUCAGGGAACCCACUGCUGAGCAAGCUGCUUUAGCCAGGAAAUUACUGCUGCCUCUAACCUUUUUCUGCUACCAGAAUGAACCAGGCUACAUCAGUGACAAUCAAUCUGACGAUGAGGACUAUGAGUCAGCCGUGAAAGCUUUGAAUGGAAAACUCUACCCCGAUGCACUUGAAAGAAAAGACACUGCAUCUGCUAAUGAUCCCGAUUGCCACGUAGUCUGGGAAAGAAAGGCAACACCCGAGGAAGAGGAGAAGGCCAAGAGCCUCCAACUUCCACCCACCUUCUUUUGUGGCCUGAGCACUACUGACAGUGACCCGGAUCCUGACAAGGCGGCAGACUUUGAGACAGAGGUCCGCAAGGUCCAACAGGAACUGGAUGCUGACUUAAACACAUCUGAGAAGGUAUCCAGUGGCCUUGCUGAAGGGUUGGCAUCGGAGUCCUCCCCAAGCUGCAAGUCCAGGACUGAGGGAGGCGCCUUAGUUCCCAGCAGUAGAAGCAGCAGCUCUCCGAUCAACCUCUCAACUAAAACAAGCACCAAGCCUGAGACCUCUGCUGCCCCUGCUGUUACAAGUACAGUUGCACCCAACUUUGGCUUCACAACAGUAGAGGGCUUCUCUUUUGCUGACCUAGCCAAAAAAACGGAAGGCUUUGCAUUUGGAGCUAAAGAUUCCAACUUCUCUUGGGCAAACGCGGGUGCGGCUGUAUUUGGUUCCUCAGAACCAUCGUCAUCCAACAAUAACGAGGGAGGAAGCGAUGAAGAAGACUCCCCAAAAAAUGUUGACAUACAUUUUGAACCUAUCGUGUCACUGCCAGAGGUUGAAACCAAGUCUGGAGAGGAGGAUGAAGAGAUCCUCUUCAAGGAGCGCGCCAAGUUGUACCGCUGGGACCGGGACAUCAACCAGUGGAAGGAGCGGGGCGUCGGCGACUUAAAGAUCCUCUAUCAUCCGGCUAAACGUUUCUACCGGAUCCUCAUGAGGAGAGAGCAGGUGUUCCGAGUUUGCGCCAACCACAACAUCUCUCAGGCCAUGGAGCUGAAGCCCUUGAACGCCUCGGCCAACUCUCUCAUCUGGACUGCCACCGACUACUCUGACAGUGCCGAGGGUGCGGUGGAGCAGCUAGCAGCCAAAUUCAAAACCCCCGAGAUCGCCGCGUCCUUUAAGAAGACCUUCUGCGAAUGUCAGAGCCACAUGGGCCAAGAUGACGACACAUCGGGUAGCACCGCGAUGAUGUCAAGAAUUCAGGAGCACUCCAGAGACUCCAACCCACAGGUGUUCCUCACCAUCGAGGCGGACGGACAGCCGAUUGGCACCAUUACUGUCGAGCUGUUUGCACACCUUGUCCCCAAGACGGUGGAAAAUUUUAGGGCGCUGUGUACGGGCGAGAAAGGUUUCGGGCUGAGAGGCUCAAUUUUCCACAGGGUCAUACCCGACUUUAUGUGUCAGGGCGGCGACAUCACCAACAGCGACGGGACAGGCGGAAAGUCCAUCUACGGCAGCAAAUUUGAGGAUGAAAACUUCGACGUCCGCCACACUGGUCCGGGCAUCCUGUCUAUGGCCAACCGUGGUCGUGAUACCAACAACUCCCAGUUCUUCAUCACGCUGAAAAAGGCGGAACACCUGGACUUUAAGCACGUGGCUUUUGGCUGGGUGCGACAGGGCAUGGAAGUGGUGCAACACAUGGGGGAGCUCGGUACAAAAGGAGGGAUGCCCUCCAAGAAGCUCCUUAUAGCUGACUGUGGUCAGAUUUAGGCUUUCUGGGCUGUUGAAGCUCGCGCAAUCCAAUGUUUUCAAGGAAUUACACACUGACCACAGCACUACUGGUCAGUUGUCACAAAUAUUUUGUAGGAGGCGUUUUCAUUCAUAUCACUGGCUAAUGGGAAAACCUCAUACAUUUAUAGUGUCUAUAUAAUUGUACAUUAAUGUUUUUUAUUUUUUUUCUUGCAUGUUCUGGGACUCUUUACUCACACACCACCCUUUUUGAACAAUCUGUAUUUGUAAUUUAAAUGUUAUUUGAAAGCAGUGUGGCUUUCUGCUUCGCCUGCCUGUUCCAUUGUAGACUUCAUGUUAGUGUUUGUCUGCUGCCCACAUAAAAUGUGUUGCAGAGUGGACUACUGAAAAAUGUUCCGUUUAAGAUUCCAAAUGAAUAAAGAUGCUUUAUUACUAA